AUGACUGACGAGACAUUCCUCAGCUUCCUGGGUUUCUUUCAGGAUUUUUCUUCUCAGCUCAAGCACGCGUCCCAUACCCUCUCUCCCCCUUUCCUCUUGCCUCUCCCCUCCAGCCCUGGCACCCCUGUGUUAGGUCCUCGCCCACAUUUGGGGGUCCUGGGGAGAGAUGCCCUGGGCAUUCUAGUUGUUUCUGUCCUGGUGUGGGUAUUCCAGACUCUGCCAUUUCUGUGGCCCUGCGGUCUGCUUUGUCUUAGCCUCCGUGGACCAUGUUCUAGAGUCAUCUCUCUUUCCUUCGUUGCUUUAAGGGAGAGCAUUCAGAGUUAA
Messenger RNA from Pipistrellus nathusii (Nathusius's pipistrelle), 324 nucleotides. NCBI's taxonomy places the organism in Eukaryota, Metazoa, Chordata, Mammalia, Chiroptera, Vespertilionidae. The record is from the annotation of a GenBank genome assembly.